Molecule: messenger RNA, 429 nt
Organism: Aspergillus puulaauensis
Lineage: Eukaryota; Fungi; Ascomycota; Eurotiomycetes; Eurotiales; Aspergillaceae
Gene: SNX3
Product: sorting nexin-3
Exons: 3
Coding region: 1-429 (142 amino acids)
Biological process (GO): late endosome to Golgi transport; endocytic recycling
Cellular component (GO): early endosome membrane; retromer complex
Molecular function (GO): phosphatidylinositol-3-phosphate binding
Source: RefSeq, a predicted model, not a curated record
AUGCAGGCUGUACCCGAGUCGCGACAACAGACCUUUGAGGAGAUCUACGGGCCACCCGAGAACUUCCUUGAGAUAGAGGUCCGAAACCCCCAAACCCACGGCACCUCGCGGAACAUGUACACUUCCUACGAAAUUGUCUGCCGCACCAAUAUCCCCGCCUUCAAGCUAAAACACUCGGUUGUGCGCCGCCGAUACUCCGACUUCGAGUAUUUCCGCGACAUCCUGGAACGCGAGAGCACAAGAGUCACGAUUCCCCCCCUCCCGGGGAAGGUCUUCACAAACCGGUUUAGUGAUGACGUGAUUGAGCAUCGUCGAGAGGGCCUGCAGCGAUUCUUGCAGAUAGUUGCGGGCCACCCGCUUUUGCAGACGGGGAGUAAAGUGCUUGCUAGUUUUAUACAGGAUCCGAAUUGGGAUCGCAAUGCUUGGUAG